UUGGCCGAAAAUCGCGAGAGCCGCCACUCAACAAGUGACCCGGAGGCGUCCAGCAGACGGUGACCGUGAUCUCCGCCACCUUGCCUCCGACGUGUGCGACCUUUUGAACGUUUUGUGUGAUGUUCGCGUGAGAUUCGGGGGACUAUUGGUUCCGAAUUUGAUUUUAUAUUUAUUUUGGUUGGGACGGUGCCGGAAUGGCGCUGGAGCUGAGCAGCCACACGGCGAUGCCGCUGGACUACAGCAACAGUUCGAACAGGGAGAACUCCGGGAGUCCGGUGAACGUGGCCGACUCGGCGCCGAACAGUCCGCCGGGAAGUAGUGCCUUCACGGUGGUCACGCCGAAGGGAAGGGAAAUUAACAUAUCAGAGGAGAACGUGUCUCCGGUGCACUUCCCGCCGACCACCGGAGUCUUCCCCACGUUCUGCCGGAGCCUGUGGGGCUCGCCCCUGCUGCCCGGACCCAGAUUCCUGCCGACCGUAAUGCAGCAGCAGACCGACGCCCCGAAGGAAAAAUCGCCAGAGCCCAUCAAGUUCGGGAUCCAUCGGUUGGUGUCCAAGUCGUCGGACGACGAGGACGAGCACACCAACAACAACAACUCCAAAUGCCUACAAAGAGAAAAAACGAAUAGUGUCAGCUACAACAGCGGCGACGAAAUGUUGUCGCCACAAAUCAAUUCAGAAACCCGCUGGGAAAGCACCCCGCCGAGGGUGUCCCCCAGCACGUCACCCGAAUUGGAGGUGGACUCUCCGGUCCACUCCAGGACUAAUUCACCGUCGCCGGUGACGGAAAUCCAAAAGAGUGACUCGCCCUUAAAAAAAUCCGAGACUUUUUCGGUGAGUGCGUUGUUGCGUCCCGACCUGCCCAAAAUCAAAUCGGACAGUUCGCCCUGUUACCAAGAGACGAUAUCCUUCACCAGGUCGUACCUUUAUCCACCUUUUGUCGAUUUGGUGAAAGACGCCCAACUAAAAUCGGUUCAGGACUACAACCAGCAGUUGUUACCCAGGAACUUUGUGCAUCCUAGCUUCUUCCCGCCAGGACUGUACCCUCCCAAGGAGGGCGAAGAGCGGAACUUCUUCCCCGCCACCACGUCACUGUACUUCAGCGCCAUGGCUGCAGCCAUGGCUUCAGGCCAGGGACAAGCCAGUCAGUACCCACCUCCAAGCUCCGGAGAGGAUUUAUAUCGCUUCCGGCACCACCUACUAAAUAAUCCUCCAGGCAUGCACCCACAUCACCAUCAUUUACUAAUGAGACCCGGCAUGAUGCCCAUCGGAGACGUCUACUCGUGCAUCAAGUGCGAGAAGAUGUUCUCCACGCCCCACGGCUUGGAGGUGCACGCCAGGAGGUCGCACAACGGCAAAAGACCUUUCGCCUGCGAGCUGUGCAACAAAACAUUCGGACAUGAAAUCAGCUUAAGUCAACACAGGGCUGUGCACAACGUGGAAAAAGUAUUCGAAUGCAAACAGUGCGGCAAAUCGUUCAAGAGGUCCUCGACGUUGUCCACACAUCUCCUCAUCCACUCCGACACGAGACCUUACCCUUGCCAGUACUGCGGGAAGAGGUUCCACCAGAAGUCAGACAUGAAGAAGCACACCUACAUACACACUGGCGAGAAGCCCCACAAGUGCACGGUGUGCGGCAAGGCCUUCAGCCAGUCGUCGAACCUGAUCACCCACUCGAGGAAGCACACGGGCUUCAAGCCCUUCGCCUGCGACCUGUGCGGCCGUGCGUUCCAAAGGAAAGUGGACCUGCGCCGCCACAAGGAGACCCAGCACACCGAACUGCGGCCAAUCGUCACAUAGUGCCAGAACGCCGGAAGUCUGCCGCAGCUUCCGGUGACCACGUUCAGUGCCAAGGAGGAGGCCGCACCUGGCAUGGCCAUGGAGCAGCCGUCCACUUUGGGGAGUCAGGAUGGUAGACUUGGGGGCUUGGGUGGCGUCAGUUUGCCACCCAUUGGGGCCGUGUUCGCCAACGUCAGUUGGCCCAACCAAUAGAGAAGGCAUACCAAAGACUAAAACCAAAACGCAGCGCCUCCAAAAAUACCAAAGUUGAAGAAAUUAAUUUUUUAAUGUAAUAUAAUAGUAAUAAUAAUAAUGAGUUUGUUGGUAUUUCUGGAUGUGCCUGUCCAAUUUUUUGAUGUAUCAUCUGUGAUUAUAGUCAUCAUAUUAAAUAUGGUGCUAACUUAGGCUUAAUUCAUGUUUGGGGGGUGCACCCCCGAAAUUUAUCAGUGUACUAAGUGUUAAUACUUUAAGUCUAUACAUGUGCAAUUAUUUUUUAUCCAUCAGUGCAAUUUUAAAUAGAGGUAACCACGGAUCAAUGACGAAUAAAAGCCGGACGGCGACUUCAGACCCGGAUGCAUAAUUCAUGGUGGCGUAAAGCAAUAAUAAAAGCUGGGGCAUUCGAAUUUACAUCAGGAGCCGCCGGCGAAAUCUCGCGUUUACGCGGUUCCGGUUAAAAAUCAAGCCGCUCAAUCAAGCACUUCCUUUCCUGCUUUAUAUUCAGGCCGUCGUUCCGGGCGCCGUCGUAAAUAAAGAUAUCCUCGCUUUCCGGACGCCCUGUAAAUUCGCGAUUGGGAAAACCGGCGAGUAUUCGAUUUUUCACUGAUUUUAUUGUAACAAUCUGCAGGAGUUUCGUGCGUUGCAGGAGGGCUCAAUCACUUUAAUUGUCACCUUGAUGUUCCAUUGAUGUUUUAUGGGGUUUAACAUCAACAAACACGAAAAAUUGAACCUCCCGUGACAGUUCUUGUCAAAACUUGGGCUUUACGCGAAGGACAAGAGGCAAAUCCACGCCCGCAAAAUCACACGGGGGUAGCGCCGAAACGGAUCUGACAGUUCCCGGUUACGGAGAGGGAGGAUUUUCUGGGGAGUUACAGAACGCGGCCGUGUAACCGAAAACCGAGCUUUCUGGCCGUCGCGUCGGGAGUAUGGAGUUACGCGACACGACGACACCGGGGCCUUAAUUUAAUCGGGGGGCGAUAAUCUUAAUGUUUCUGUUUAAAUACCGGCAGCCGCAGCCCCGGAAUAUUGUUCAUGAAGCGGGACCGUGACUCGGGUGGAUUAAUUUCGGGCUUUGGAAAAUCAAUCGUUUCGGCUUCGAUUUCGUCAUUGUUCUACGGUGAUACUUACUUGAAUAUACUCCUGAUAAAUGUUAUUAGGAUGACGUAACUGAUUUUAUUUUAAACUUUUUGUUACCAGAGCAGAUUAUAGUUACAAUUCAAAUAUUUUGUACAUUGAUACGAUUUUCGUUCCUUGUUUAUAUUAACCAGCUUUUGAUAUUACCAAAUUGUACAUAUUUUAUAUUUAAUUAAAAAAAAGACAUUGUUAUAUUAUUAUUUGAUUUUUGUUUUGUAUAGUUCUUAGUCAAUGUUGGAUGUAUAUGAAACGAAAAAAUGUAAAUUAAUGAAAAUUUUAAAUAUUUAUAAGCACUUUGUAUGUAUUAGACCUAGUAAAAUACCUGUACCUAAGCUUGUGAAUGUUUCAACACACAAACUUUAUUCUACCACACAAAGAAAUUAAACGA
Messenger RNA from Aethina tumida (small hive beetle), 3516 nucleotides. Its product is annotated as zinc finger protein Gfi-1. The record is from RefSeq and is a predicted model, not a curated record. Gene Ontology annotation, biological process: regulation of transcription by RNA polymerase II. The transcript is spliced from 5 exons. The coding region runs from base 195 to 1799 and encodes 534 amino acids. Gene Ontology annotation, molecular function: RNA polymerase II cis-regulatory region sequence-specific DNA binding; DNA-binding transcription factor activity. Gene Ontology annotation, cellular component: nucleus. NCBI's taxonomy places the organism in Eukaryota, Metazoa, Arthropoda, Insecta, Coleoptera, Nitidulidae.